GCUGGUGGUGAUGGGAGUUUACACCAGUCAGGUCUUGGAGGCAUGAACUACUCAGGCAACAAGAAGCAGCGGGGCCGACGAGGAGGCAAACAUAGGUCACGUGGCAGUGGCAUCACAGGAACCCAGGUACCUGUGCCCCAAGGAACAACAAAUACAGCUCCAGCUUCUCCAACUGCUUCUGCUGCUACCACUACUUCUUUACCCCAGCCUGCUGCUCCAGUGUGAAGUGUAGGAGUCCUUUCACAAUGCCAGCACCUGCAUCACCGCCGCCACAAGCUUCAGUGACACCAACAAAAACUGUGCCAUUGCCAGUGUAAAGAGUUUAGUAAUGCUCGUAUAUGUACAAUUUAUUUUUCCAUAGUUAAUUUGGAAGCUUAACAUCAUUAAAUAGGAUACCUAGGUGUGUUUCUAACUUCCAGUUUUACUUUCUUAUUUUGUUAAAAAAAAUGUUUGGAUCUAAAAUAUUUAGUAAAAAGAAAUAUGUGAAUGCAAAUAUUUUUUUCUUUUAUUUUCAGUGGUAUGUUCCUGUAAUUUAUAUAGGAAGUUAAUAAAUGCAAAUUUCCUUUGAAAUGGAAGCUUCUAUUUUUAAAUAUUUUUAAAAACUGCAAAGUUUGUUUUAAAUAACUAUCCAAACCGACAUGUCUAACACCAAAUGAACAGAAGGGUAUGGGUGAAAAUUAAGGUGAAUGGCAAAACAUAUACAUAACUUUCAAGAAAAAUGAGGAGAAUGAUAUGUUGAUUGAAUCAUUGAUUUUUUUUUUAUGAUUUCUUAUGGUUGAUCAUAUCCCUUCUUGGUGAUCAGUGAAAAUAAUCAAUGGAAGUUCCAUGACUGACUAGACAGUAUUUCUCACUUUAAUGCUAAGUUUAGAUUUAAAAGAAAGACGUAAAUAUGGUAGUUGGAAAGCUGUGAUAAGGUUUGAUGUAACCAGUAGGAGAUAGGCAAAAUGUCUGAGUGUUUACUUCCUUUUUUUGAUCUGAGGAAACAUCUUGAUAGUAUCAGUUUUUAAUAAAGUCAAGAGCAGUUAAUGGCUUUGCGUACAUUAUAUAUUCAUGUAUUCCUCCAAGUUUGUGUGGUACCUUUCUUGAUAGCUUUAGAUACCUCAACUUCAUGGUUGUUAAAUUAUGUAACUAAAUAUAAAAAUAUAUUUUAAAUGUGUUUGUAGUCAUAUCGUUUCCAAAAUUGUAUAUUUUAUUUGCAAUAUAUACAUGUGCAUAAAUUGUU
Molecule: messenger RNA, 1222 nt
Organism: Penaeus vannamei (Pacific white shrimp)
Lineage: Eukaryota; Metazoa; Arthropoda; Malacostraca; Decapoda; Penaeidae
Source: RefSeq, a predicted model, not a curated record